ACACUGGACUAUUAAUAAGACGUCGCGUUUAUCGAUCAGAAUCUGAGUCAUGCCAGAAGCUACUAACAUUCAGGUCGUCAUUGCGAGCGGCCUUGACAAUGAGGAGAACAAUGAUCAUCUUGUUCAGUCCUCGGAUCCACAACAUCCCGCUAACCUGAUCCCCGAGAUGUGUCGCAAGUUCUACACUUGGGGAUGGGUUACAGGCACUGGUGGCGGGACGUCAAUUCGCCAUGGGGAUCACAUUUUCAUCGCCCCGUCCGGCGUUCAGAAGGAACUCAUCCAGCCUGAGAAUAUAUUCGUGAUGCAAUUUCCGACCCCGAAAUAUCCACCAUCCGAGAGGAAAUACAUUCGCAAGCCUAAAAACUUGAAGCCGUCCGACUGCACUCCGUUGUUUCUCACUGCGUUCGAGCGCGGGGCCAUGUGCUGCAUCCAUACGCACUCCCAAUGGGCUGUGCUGGUGACGUUGUUGGUGGAACGGAUAUAUGGAAAAGAAGCUCAUUUUGAAAUUAGCAAUAUCGAGCAAAUUAAGGGUAUUCCCAAGGGGAAAGGGAAAGGAAUGCACAACUAUCACGAUACGCUCCGAAUCCCUAUCAUUGACAACACACCUUUCGAGGAGGACCUCACUGAAGGACUUGAGAGAGCCAUCGCUGCCAACCCGGAUACCUAUGCGGUGUUGGUUCGUCGCCAUGGAAUCUAUGUCUGGGGUGAUACGCCCGCCAAGGCAAAGACACAGUGUGAGAGCCUAGACUGGCUUUUCCAGCUUGCCGUUGAGAUGCACAAAUUGGGUCUCCCAUGGGACAUCAACAAGACCAAAUGAGAUCAUUUCGAGGAAUAUAGAUGAUGCCACUAAUGAGUUAUGGGUUUCGAGGUUAUCCUCUGAGUUUACAUAUUUUUAUAUCUGAAUAUAUUUGCCAUGGACAAUUAGAUG
Molecule: messenger RNA, 928 nt
Organism: Talaromyces stipitatus ATCC 10500
Lineage: Eukaryota; Fungi; Ascomycota; Eurotiomycetes; Eurotiales; Trichocomaceae
Product: class II aldolase/adducin domain protein
Exons: 3
Coding region: 50-817 (255 amino acids)
Cellular component (GO): cytoplasm
Molecular function (GO): methylthioribulose 1-phosphate dehydratase activity; metal ion binding
Source: RefSeq, a predicted model, not a curated record